Molecule: messenger RNA, 4079 nt
Organism: Scatophagus argus
Lineage: Eukaryota; Metazoa; Chordata; Actinopteri; Scatophagidae
Gene: lhx4
Product: LIM homeobox 4
Exons: 6
Coding region: 540-1709 (389 amino acids)
Biological process (GO): neuron differentiation; regulation of transcription by RNA polymerase II
Cellular component (GO): nucleus
Molecular function (GO): DNA-binding transcription factor activity, RNA polymerase II-specific; RNA polymerase II transcription regulatory region sequence-specific DNA binding
Source: RefSeq, a predicted model, not a curated record
ACCCCUUCCACAAGGAGCCCUGCUGGCCCGGGGCCCCUCAGGGAGCCACUGCAGUGAGCUAUUUAUGGUCUCCACAGGAACAAGGUCCCGCCUCUCUGGAGACAUUUUCAUAUACCGAGCAAGACGCCCUCUUCUCGUCUCCUUUCUCCUCCUCGCGUGUGCACCUAUGGAGGAUGCUUUCCGCCCUCGAGUUGGGGGGGCUCCUCUUCCUGCGCUCCUAUUGGUCCCCGGUGAGCCUCUGCCGCGGUGACGUCAGGCCCCGCCGCCCCUGCAGCGCUGAAUGGACCGAGCAGGCUGUCUGAUUCACUCCAAAACAGCUCGGCACGGCACGGCACGGACAUCAGCCCCAGAAACAGAGACAUAGCAGGGAUAGAGACUUGACGGGACAGCCGGGGAGCUCACCCUGCAGAGAGGAGAGAGGCCUCAACAUCAGCACCAUCAUACUUUUUUUUUGUUUUUCUCCACAAGACAGGACGGGGGAGUGCGCCCACCGUGUUGCGGGUGUAUGUGCGUGCGUUUGUCUCCCGGUUUGGAUCACGAUGAUGCAAAGUGCGGCGGUCCUACCGACAGAGAGUCCUGUAAAGAGUUUACCGGAGAUUCUCGGAGUGCCACUGCAACAGAUCCCUCAGUGUGCCGGCUGUAGUCAGCACAUCCUGGACAAGUUCAUCCUGAAGGUGCUCGACAGACACUGGCACUCCAAGUGCCUCAAGUGCGCCGACUGUCAGACUCCGCUGGCGGACAAGUGUUUCUCCCGGGCAGGAAGCGUGUACUGCAAGGAGGAUUUCUUCAAGCGCUUUGGAACAAAAUGUGCAUCAUGCCAACAGGGGAUCCCACCGACGCAGGUUGUGCGGAAGGCGCAGGACUUUGUGUAUCACCUGCACUGCUUUGCUUGCAUCAUGUGCAGCCGGCAGCUGGCCACCGGGGACGAGUUUUACCUUAUGGAAGAUGGGAGGCUGGUGUGCAAGGUGGAUUAUGAGACUGCAAAACAAAACGAUGAUUCAGAGGCGGGGACCAAGCGACCGAGGACCACCAUCACAGCAAAGCAGCUAGAGACCCUCAAAAGUGCCUACAAGAACUCGCCGAAGCCGGCACGCCACGUCAGAGAGCAGCUGUCCUCGGAGACGGGCCUGGACAUGAGAGUAGUGCAGGUGUGGUUCCAGAACCGGAGAGCAAAGGAAAAGCGUCUGAAGAAAGAUGCAGGUCGACAUCGCUGGACGCAGUUUUAUAAAAGUGUGAAACGCAAUCGAGGAGGAACGAAAGUGGAGAAAGAAAGCUCGGCAGACGAUGCAGGGCUCAGUGACAGUGAACUGAGUUUCAGAGACGACCAAGUCUUGUCAGAUCUCGGCCACACUAACGGGCUUUACGGGAGCGUCGGUGACAUGACCAACAGCGCAGUGUUGAAUGGCGGCUUCUCUGUCGACGCAGCAGGACAACCCUACCACGACAUCAGAGCGGGUAGCCCCUACGGUCUCCCUCAGUCACCCUCCUCCAUCACCUCUCUGCCCGGCCACACCCCUCUUCUCAACAACCUGGGCUUCAACAUGGACAGUCUGGUGGUGCAGGGCGGCCCGGGCGGAGUGGGACAGGCCCUUAGGGCCAUGGCAGGGGGCCCGACCUCAGACCUCUCCACAGGCAGCAGUACAGGAUACCCCGACUUCCCCACCAGCCCUGCCUCAUGGCUGGAUGAGAUGGACCAUUCCCAGUUUUGAGUCUCGAAUGUGGUAGAAAACCACUGUGGGGAUACAACAAAACAGUCUCACAAGGCUUUUUAUAUUUCUUUCCAUCGCCCUCCAAGACUGGUAUGUUUUGUGAAUUUGGGUGAGGGGAAAAAGGAAGAGAAGAAAUGUGACUUUCAGUCCUGCAGCAGUCAUAACUGUGAGGUAACAACCGGGUCGAGAUGUGCAGUCCAGAUAAAAGCAGUGAAGAACACCUCCAUGCUGCUGAAUGUUCUAACUCAACACUAUAUCAUAAAAUGUUUAUGUUAUCACCUGAUCUUCUUUGGUUCUUUCACUCUGAAAAUGGAACUGGAUUUCCAGUAACCCGUCUAACAGCUUCAACAAUAGGGCUACAAUCUAGAUCAAAGUCCCGAUGAGACCCAGGAGGCACCUGCAUGUUUCUUGACUGAUAAUGAGUAGGACUGCAGUUCGGCCAUAUCAAAGCCUUUACAUUGGCGAUGCACUUUACUCUCCUCUUCUUUUUCUACACAUAUGGACAGGAAUGCAGAGAGAGGAAGAGAGAAAAAGAUUAGAGACAUAUGCACAAGGCAAAAACACAGUGUUUCAUUUGGGAGAGAGAAAUUUACAAGAACAGUGGCACAAGUGUGAAUUUUGAACCAUGCUGAUGUUUUUUAAUGUAUUGCUGAAGCUUACAAGUUAUUAGGAAGUAGAUGGCCGUUGGUCUGUCUGUCUGUCCGUCCGUCUGUUUGUCCAUAGAAACCGAUGUCUCCUCUGUUUGAAUGAGGGCGAACACUGUUUGCUACACAGCAGGUCUCUCUUCUAUAUUUAUAGGUGCUUGACUUGCUCUUGUCUGUGUAAAAGCUGUCUGAGAGCAGGCAUCUGUCAGUAUUUAAAUGAUCUGUUUCCAGGCACCGAAGCUUACGUGUUGGGGGACAGUCAAGAAGUUAAGAAGUUCGACUCUAACAUUUCUAGUAAUAUAUCACACAUCUAAAUUAUUAAUUUAUUAUUUUUUUUGAAUGCACAGAUAUAAGACAAGGAGAUACACAGUUUACAAGAUGUGCAGAUUCCUUUGCAGACUGAGCAAAUUAAAUGGUUACACAUACAAAACAUUUGACAAUUCAAAACACCAACAAGUAUUAGCAGGAACACUGAUAAAAAAAUUGCUUUGUCUUGGCUCUUCCUCAGUCUGAUCCAGGCUUCCUCUGGUAAUCUACUCAGCCCAGCAGUGCUCUGGCUUUGCCUGCAUUCAACCUACUUACUGACCCCCAGAUGUGUUGUCAGUCUGUUCUCCCCCUACUUGGCCUCCAUGUCAGAGGGAUUACCACAGAGGCCCCCACUAUCAUUGCUAAUACUCUACUGUAGCUUCAGUGUGAGCACGGCUGCUGGGCUGAUAUGUUUCUUGCAGUUCAGGCCAUAUCAGCGGCAUCUGACAACUGAGAUAGUUGACUGAAAAGUACAACCCCUGAACUGACAAAAGAGGAACAGGAGCUGGGAUCUGAGCGACGUUUGCUUAAAAACACGUCCUGACUCCUAUUCUACUUUUGCCAGUUGAAUAAAAUAAAUCAAUCUUCAUCUACCUGGUCACCUUUUCAUAAAAAAGUCCUUCUAUAAGCAUAGCUUUCCAUUCAAAAACAAGGAAGCAAAUCAACAAACACAAACACCAUUAAGAAAAUCUGGUAACUCUUUUGAAAUUACAGCCCACAAGUUGCAGCGUAAUUAUCUCGUAAAUUAGAUGACUUUUAAUGAAAUAUUUUUCAACAAUACUGGAACUAAUGUGUCAGUACAAUGGAAGAACACAAGAGGUUUACGUUCAAGAGGGAAAAUUACACUUUUUGAAACAAUAUAAGAUACUUUGGCAAGUAAUACUGCGAAAGGGUUAUAAAUAUAUGGUGUGAUGUACAUUAUUGCUGUUGCUGGGAAACAAAACAUUUGUUUUCAGUACAAAGCUGUUGUAAAACAUCUGUCAGUUCCACAUUAUUUAAUAUGUACCAAAUAAUUCAAAAAGUACUUACAAUAUAAUCCCCCCGCCCCCCCCAAAUGUUUUCUUCCUUUGUACACACCAGUAGAUACUCAGUAAGUGUUUCAUUGGUACCUCAUAUGUACAAAAUAUUUACGGUGUAAUUUGCGGGCUAUAAUCUAAAGCGUUAAAAUCAUCACAAAUACGUUACCACUACAGUUUUGUUAAGUCUGUGUUGCCACAGAAGUUUGCAUCUUAAUUGUUGUAAAUUUUGUACAGUUUGAAAACGUGUUGAUCGUCUUGUUUCAUGAGCGCUAUUUAUUAUUGCCAUGUGUCUUUGAAAAAGAUGUAAAAGAGAGCACUGAAUUUAUUCAUUUAUGCCUUCUGUGUAAUGGUAUGAACCGUGUACAGUCAAAUCUAUACGAGGAAAAUAAAGCUGAAUUGUC